Messenger RNA from Helianthus annuus (common sunflower), 3450 nucleotides. Its product is annotated as TNF receptor-associated factor homolog 1b. Bases 186 to 3269 code for a protein of 1027 amino acids. The transcript has 13 exons. Gene Ontology annotation, molecular function: protein binding. The record is from RefSeq and is a predicted model, not a curated record. NCBI's taxonomy places the organism in Eukaryota, Viridiplantae, Streptophyta, Magnoliopsida, Asterales, Asteraceae.
UUUUAUUAUAUUUGCCCUUUUACUCUGCUGCUCCUUGUACCUCAAAUCUCUAACUUUCUCUCUCUGUUUUGUGUAUCUAUCUCUCUAUCUCUCUUCGCCUCUUUCUUAGACCUAAAAUCAGCUUUCCCACAAUCGCCAUUAACAACUCUUUUCAGGUGGAAUUUGAGUGGUGUGAAGUGUGAAGAAUGGCGGGGAGUUCGAGUGAGGAGUCUGGGGUUGGUCGAUCGUUAGACGGGUUGUCGAAUGGGCAGCAGCGGUCCGGUGAGGCUUUGGCGGAGUGGCGGUCGUCUGAACAGGUGGAGAAUGGGAUUACGUCAACGUCGCCGCCGUAUUGGGAUACUGAGGAUGACGAUGAUGACUGCGGGCUAAAGCCUUCCGACUUAUACGGAAAGUAUACAUGGAAAAUAGACAAAUUCUCUCAGAUUAACAAGAGAGAGCUUCGUAGCAAUGCGUUUGAGGUUGGCGGCUACAAAUGGUACAUCCUGAUCUACCCUCAGGGGUGUGAUGUCUGCAAUCACCUGUCGUUAUUUCUCUGCGUUGCAAAUCACGACAAGCUUCUUCCAGGAUGGAGUCAUUUUGCUCAAUUCACAAUAGCUGUGGUGAAUAAAGACCCCAAGAAAUCAAAAUAUUCUGAUACGUUACAUCGCUUCUGGAAGAAAGAGCAUGACUGGGGAUGGAAAAAGUUCAUGGAAUUAUCCAAAGUGUUAGACGGGUUUAUCGAUGCCGACACGCUCAUAAUAAAAGCUCAAGUCCAAGUUAUCAGGGAGAGAGCGGAUCGUCCUUUUCGAUGCCUUGAUCGUCAUUAUAGGAGAGAACUUGUAAGGGUAUAUUUGUCAAAUGUGGAACAAAUAUGCCGCCGUUAUGUGGAAGAAAAGCGAGGAAGGCUCGGGAAGUUGAUAGAAGAUAAAGUUCGAUGGUCAAGCUUCUGUAAUUUCUGGUCGGGAAUUGAUCAAAAUUCAAGGCGCCGAAUGUCAAGGGAGAAAUGCGAUUCGAUAUUGAAAAUCGUCGUGAAGCACUUUUUUAUAGAAAAGGAAGUCACGUCAACUUUGGUAAUGGACUCGUUACACAGUGGAUUAAAGGCUCUUGAAGAUCAGACCAGAAAUAAUAAAAUAAAAGGAAAAUGUGACGCAGAAGAAAUGCCGAUAACGCCCGUUGUCCAGAUGGAAAGUGACACAUUUAUUCUGGUUGAUGAUGUUUUGCUAUUGCUUGAGAGGGCUGCCGUUGAACCUUUGCCCCCGAAAGACGAAAAAGGUCCUCAAAACCGUACCAAGGAUGGUGGAUCGGGGGAUGAUUUUAGUAAGGAUUCUAUUGAACGUGACGAAAGGCGUCUCACCGAGUUGGGACGUAGGACCAUUGAAAUCUUUGUUCUAGCCCACAUCUUCAGCAGUAAAAUAGAAGUAGCUUACCAAGAAGCUAUUUCGUUAAAGAGGCAAGAAGAACUCAUUCGCGAAGAAGAGGAAGCGUGGAUGGCUGAAAGUGAACAAAAAGCAAAACGCGCGUCUGACAGAGAAAAGAAAUCAAAGAAAAAACAGGCGAAACAGAAAAGAAACAACCGGAAAUCAAAGGAUAAAGGACGGGAUGAAAAACCAAGUGUCGUAAUAGAACAAACCCUUCAAAAGCAAAGCCCGAUUGAGGAUGAUGCGCAUUCGUUAAAAAAGCCCGACCCACUUGAGGACGGUUCUGAUGUUUCCGAUUCAGUGGAUUGCGCAACGGAAUCACUUCUUCGUCCAGAUUCAGAUGAUAGAGAUUCAAGCCCGGUCAACUGGGAUACCGAUACUUCCGAACAUCUUCAUCCAUCCACAGAAACCUGUAGCAGCGGUGUUCUUGGUGAACAAAAUGGCGCGAUAAAAUGUGUCUCAGUAAUGGAUGACAGCUCAUCAACGUGUUCAACCGAUUCAAUCCCGUCAGGUGUGAUUAACGGGCCGCAAAUGAAUCAGAAAACGCAAAGUUCACCUAGCAGAGGGAAAGUCAAACGCGGAAAGGAUACCGGUCAACAGCAUGUGGAGUGCGAUGGGGUUGCAGUCUCAUUGCAGGAUAACAUGAAGUGGCUUGAACAAGACGUCGUCAAGAAAGUGGAAGAAGUUGUCCAACUGCAAAAGAAGCUAAGCAUCAAGGAUGAUAUCGAACCCGAGAGACAUUCAAAAGAUAAAGUAACCGUUUCCGUUACAUCUUCUUCACCCAAAAGCCCGUCAAAAGCGUCCCCACGCACCGUUAAAACACCGGACUUGAAAACGACCGCCCAAAACAUCGAUAAACCAGUGGGCCCACAAAGCUCAACCGGGACCCAAAAACCACCUGAAAAGCCUUCAACGGUCAACCAAGCAGCUAACCCGGCUCAGAAACAAGUGUUGACUAGUUCAUUGACUAAGCCGGUGCCACCGAUGUCUAGGCCAUUGAGUGCACCGUUAGUUGAAGGGUCCAGAUCGAAUGCCGCAAGUACGACCCCGGUUAUCUCAACGGUUCAAUCCGGCCCGUUAUUGUUUCGUUCCGCGAGUGCGGCUGGGUAUCUCGGCCCUGACCCGUCGCCCAUGGGUCAAAGUUACGGUCCACCGUCGUACCGUAACGCUAUGAUGGGGAGUCCUGUUUCCGCAACUUCAUCUUCUUUUAGUCAAACCCAUUCUCACUCGUACACUCAGCCUGUGUUUCUACCUCAGACCCCUGAACGGAUCGAGUCGACCGGUUCCGUAAGACCAAGUUUCUCAUUCGGUAUGAUGAAUCACGAUCUUGUACUGAACGGGCCCCAGUGGAUGGAUUCCGUAUCACAACCACAAGGCAUGUUAGCGGAUGAAUUCCCGCACCUUGAUAUCAUCAACGAUUUACUCGACGACGAGUACGCAAUGCCGAUUGCAUCAACUAUGGGCCCAGGCCUGCCAUUUCACAACGGUCAUAACGGGCCUCGCCAUCUUAGUCACCUGUUCACUUUCCCUGGGGAUAUGAACGGUUCACUUGACCAGGUUGGUCCGUCAACAAGUUCUUGUAGGUUUGACCGAAGUCGUAGUUUCCAUGAAGAGUUGCAACACAGUUAUAAUGGCGGGUUUGACUUUCCAAGGGACAUGAUUUCACCGCAACCGAACUUGCAACCUUACGUGAACGGGCAGAUUGAUGGUUUGGUUCCGAACCGAUGGCAGAUUGGCGGGUCGGAUCUUUCUUACGACUUGAGAAAUAUGGAUGGUGACGGGUACGCCGCGUAUCACAUGGCGCCUGAUUACUCGAAUCUGCCGAUGGGUGUCAAUGGUUAUACGUUAUACCGACCGUCAAAUGGGCAGUGAGUAGGCUGCAAACGAAAUUAGUAUAAUGUAUGAAAGAAGGGAAUGAUGAUAAGAAAACUUUUUUAUUUUGAAAGAAAUGUUUUUUUUUUUUUCGAUAUUUUUUUCUGUUUGUUCGUGAAUUGAGAUUUGAAAUCUAACUUUGUUAGCAAUGUUUACUAGAUUCCGGUUUUCAUAUUGGCAA